AUGGUGGUGUGCACAAAUAACCAAACGGCUGAAUGGGUCCGUAAAAAUGCAGCUAUUGCAAUAAAUGCUAAACUGGGCGCCAAAGUGGUUGAAGAGUCGGAGUUCCCAAAAACACACUUGGUGCGAGGAUACUUUCCACACAGUUGGGAUUUUGAAAACACCAAGGUUCUUGCCACAAUUGAGGCCCAGAACAGAAUUAAAGCAAGCACCUGGAAAGUAUUACAGCGGACCGCAGAAGGUUCACUACUCCACAUCGUCUUUGCUGUCGACGAUGCAUCCUGGAACUCAUUGGUCCAGAGUGGAGGUAGAAUUGCAUAUCGCUUCAACCAUGUCAAGCUACUGCUUAAAACUAACAGUAUAAUAAAGGAAGGGCAGCCAGAACAACGGCCUGUGGAACAAAAGGUUCCAAACAAACUUCAGAUCACAAGGACGGAGAAACAGAAAGAGGAGCACGUGGUUCCACAAUCAAUACUUACGUCUACUGUGACUCCCAAUGAGGCCCCAACUACUAGUAGAGCCGCCAUUCAAAAAAGGCUUUCGAUGCGGCCACGUGUGGGUGAAGUAUUAACAACUCCCAAAGAGCACCAGAAGGAAAGAGGGCCACGAAGAGCACGACUUCAGAAGGAAGUCGAACGCUCUCUUAAUAAAACUCAACCAAAAUGA
This is a messenger RNA of Teleopsis dalmanni, 663 nucleotides long. RefSeq lists its product as uncharacterized. NCBI's taxonomy places the organism in Eukaryota, Metazoa, Arthropoda, Insecta, Diptera, Diopsidae. The transcript has a single exon. The record is from RefSeq and is a predicted model, not a curated record. Bases 1 to 663 code for a protein of 220 amino acids.